Endocarpon pusillum Z07020 is the source of this 807-nucleotide messenger RNA. RefSeq lists its product as uncharacterized. Bases 1 to 807 code for a protein of 268 amino acids. The record is from RefSeq and is a predicted model, not a curated record. The transcript has 2 exons. NCBI's taxonomy places the organism in Eukaryota, Fungi, Ascomycota, Eurotiomycetes, Verrucariales, Verrucariaceae.
AUGGCUUCACAAUAUCCUCCAGAAACCCACGGCGGCGUCGUAACCUCCUGGGUACCCAUCACAACAGCUUGGCCAUCACAGUCGGGCUGCGACCAAUCAUUUUGGAGCUAUGUCCCCUCGACGAUAGCGGGCUGGGAUCCUGGUUAUGGUAUAAGCGUUGAACCUACUCUCUCCUGUUUACCGGAGGGUGCGACGGCCUGGUGGAAUCAGGCACGACUGGGUCCAAAUAGCAACACGAAGAUCAGCAUUGGCCCUAUAGUAUGUCCAGAAGCAUACACAACGGCAACGACGUCGGCGCAGGAUGCCACGAGCACUUUAGUCGCGUGCUGUCCAUCGGGCUAUACCUUUGCAAGAUUACUCCAAGACGGCAAUACCGGCGAAUGCGUUUCCGAACUUAACCCCGGACAAGUUAUAACGUAUGCUGUUCGCAAUCAAUUCCAAAGCUGGUUCUUAACUACCCUAAGUCUUGAGUCCUCGACAACCAUAGCUGGUAUACAACUUAACGGAUGGAAUGUGGCAACCGUGUCAUCGUCCGCAAUCCCCUCUACCACAACGGCUUCACCAACCACGGAUACAUCAUCGGGCAACACCUCAAGUGAUAUCAGCGAAAAUACAAAGAUUGGGAUUGGUCUUGGAGUCUCCUUAGGUACUCUGGGAUUGGCUGCGCUGUUUGCUGGAAUCUACUGGUUGUUUCGACGACGAAUAUUAAGCCGAGUGCGAGAAGCUAAAGCGCAGCCUAUCUUAUCAAAUGUGGAAGGCAAGCAGGAGCUGGAUUCAUCAACGAGGGCGGAGCUUCCAGGUGGUUGA